Molecule: messenger RNA, 1752 nt
Organism: Aspergillus thermomutatus
Lineage: Eukaryota; Fungi; Ascomycota; Eurotiomycetes; Eurotiales; Aspergillaceae
Exons: 7
Coding region: 1-1752 (583 amino acids)
Biological process (GO): polyketide metabolic process
Source: RefSeq, a predicted model, not a curated record
AUGACUUCCUGUUCUACUUCCCUUCCCUACGCUCCCCGAGUUGAGCUGGACCCCCGCGUUGUUUUACAGCCCCCGCUUUCCCGCUGCGGCCAUGGACCGGGACUGAUACUUAUCCGACCAAGCCAUUUCGCAGAAUGCCAGGAGAAAAACAAAAGUCUAGAUCCAGAGCCGUUGCAGAAAUGGGCUGAGGAGAGCUAUGCGAUAGUUCAGAUUAGUGUUGACGCGGAAUCCAGUGGCGACGAGGCUUGUGUACUUGAUUUUGUCAAGACAGCGAUAGAGAGGCUUAUUUCACUACCGGAAUGUGAUAAGAAGGAUCAGUUUGGUUUGCUACUCUAUGGUUCCCCAGCUGAUUAUGCGCCGGGGUUUGUGAAGAUUCUGGAUGCCAUCGUAGCUGCUCGGGUAGCAGCCGUGGUAUAUUUCGGUAUCUGGGAUACGCUCGCCGAGAUUCCUGCCUUGGUACAUGCGCCUGGGGCUAGCAAUGGAAUUCAGGAAACAGACAGCCGCACUGUGUAUUCGUACCCUGACGUCUCGUCCGCUGGCUUCAUUGUACCCGGUCAUGCGGAUUUCAAGUACUCGACCGCAGGAGUAGCCCAUACCCGGUCAUUGAGCUUCUUGAAGAAGCAUCUAGACGGGCCUUACUUUAAUCUCGAGAAGAUCUGGGAGGAGCACACCUAUUACGAAUUCGGGGACCGAUCGGUAGAGAAGACCAUGGCGACAAUGGUCCAGGAGCCCUAUGUGAAUCAUGUUCCGACUAUGACGGGUGGAAUUGGCCGUGCGCGACUGAGCAAUUUCUACCUGAAUCAUUUCAUCUUCAAUAAUCCCGAUGACACAGCCCUGGAACUUAUCAGUCGGACGGUCGGUAUCGACCGUGUCGUAGACGAGUUCAUAUUCUCCCUCACACAUAACAAGGAGAUCGACUGGCUUAUCCCCGGCAUACCACCAACGCGAAAGCCUCUCCGCAUACCAUUCACAUCAGUAGUGAAUAUCCGCGGGGAUCGUCUAUACCACGAGCACAUAGCAUGGGAUCAGGCGACGGUCCUCGUGCAGCUGGGCCUGAUGCCAGAAUACCUCCCCUACCCUUAUGCUUUGCCCGAUGGCAGGCUCCCAGGCCGGGGGAAGAGAUUCGAGUAUCAAGUCCCUGCGGCUGGUGUGCAAACCGCGGAGAAGUUGGAGAAUGAACACAAAAUUCCCUCAAAUCAGAUGUUUGAGUAUAAGGAUUGGACGGCUGGCAUUCGCGAAGAUGUUACCGAAGCUUUGCUGGCCCUGGUCAACACGUUCCAUAACAUCGAGCCUCAUCGCUCCCAUCGCGGCAUGACUGGGAACAAAAAGACACAAAAGACCACCCAGUACGCCCAAUUCCUGGUUGGUCGUCAAUCGGAGCUCGGUCAUGUCCGCUAUCCUCGCGCCAGGGCUUCGGCCGAAGAGUGGGCGGACUACCGUUCCGCAAAGAGCCUCUGGCUGAUGCUAGGAGAUCCUGGCUAUGUAUCUUGGACGGCUGCGCUGCCGUUCUUCCUGGCAGCAGUCAAGGCGGCGUCCGGCCGUCUCAUCAAACCUAGGCAAAAGCCGAAAUGUCUUUGGAAAGAGCCAGACCUAUACCUGACGCCCCGCGGCUCGCCUCUACCGACAAUCACCGACAAGUAUUCUGAGUCCCACCCCCGUCUGCUACGGCAAGCCAUUCCCGUACGACCUUUUACUUUGGCCGUGAAGCAUACGAUACCACCGCUGUUGGUCGCGACGGAUACUUGGCUAUGA